Messenger RNA from Kluyveromyces lactis, 624 nucleotides. It is a transcript of the gene YPT7, whose product is annotated as Rab family GTPase YPT7. Gene Ontology annotation, biological process: regulation of vacuole fusion, non-autophagic. The transcript has a single exon. The record is from RefSeq and is a predicted model, not a curated record. NCBI's taxonomy places the organism in Eukaryota, Fungi, Ascomycota, Saccharomycetes, Saccharomycetales, Saccharomycetaceae. The coding region runs from base 1 to 624 and encodes 207 amino acids. Gene Ontology annotation, molecular function: GTP binding; GTPase activity. Gene Ontology annotation, cellular component: phagocytic vesicle; vacuole; fungal-type vacuole membrane.
AUGUCUAGGAAGAAGAAUAUUCUAAAAGUUAUCAUUCUAGGUGAUUCGGGUGUUGGUAAGACAUCUUUGAUGCACAGAUAUGUCAACGACAAGUAUUCUCAACAAUAUAAGGCUACGAUAGGAGCAGAUUUUCUUACCAAGGAAGUCAUUGUGAAUGACGAUAAGGUUGCGACGAUGCAAGUAUGGGACACUGCUGGUCAGGAGAGAUUCCAAUCGCUUGGUGUUGCAUUUUACAGAGGUGCUGAUUGUUGCGUGUUAGUAUACGAUGUGACCAAUGGUAAGUCGUUCGAUAAUGUGAAGUCGUGGAGAGAUGAGUUUUUGGUUCAUGCGAACGUCUCCUCGCCAGAAACCUUCCCAUUUGUAAUUCUAGCUAAUAAAGUUGACGUAGAAGAAUCGAAAAAAGUGGUUUCUUCUAGAUCUGCGCAGGAGCAAGCUAAAUCCUUGGGAAACGUACCUCUGUUCUUUACUAGUGCCAAGGAUUCCAUUAAUGUCCAGGACGCAUUUGAGGAAAUCGCACGCAGCGCAUUACAACAAAGUCAAUCUGAUGCGGAUGCGUAUGAGGACGACCUAAGCGAAGCUAUCAAUAUUCAGUUGGACGGAGAACCUAGCUCAUGUAACUGUUAA